Sesamum indicum (sesame) is the source of this 895-nucleotide messenger RNA. It is a transcript of the gene RTH, whose product is annotated as RTE1-homolog. The record is from RefSeq and is a predicted model, not a curated record. Gene Ontology annotation, biological process: response to ethylene; regulation of ethylene-activated signaling pathway. Gene Ontology annotation, cellular component: Golgi apparatus; endoplasmic reticulum. Lineage: Eukaryota; Viridiplantae; Streptophyta; Magnoliopsida; Lamiales; Pedaliaceae.
CAAAUCAGAGCUUUCAGCUGAUCCAACGCCCUAGGCACUCCGCCGUCCUUCCGCUUCCGCCUAAGCAUUGUACAGAUUAGGCAAUGGGAUCAAAUGAAGAGCAUAGUUUGAUGAUUGGAGAAACUGAGGUUGAUUCAACGCAAAUUGAUCCAAAAAGAAGCCGAUUUCCGUGCUGCAUUGUGUGGAGUCCUCUUCCUUUGCUGUCAUGGUUUUUUCCUUGCAUUGGUCAUAUUGGGAUAUGCAGGCAGGAUGGAGUUAUCUUGGAUUUCGCUGGGCCGAACUUCGUUUGCGUUGAUAAUUUUACUUUUGGUGCGCCAACCCGAUAUAUUCAACUGAGCAAAGAUCAGUGCUGGACUUUUGUUGACUCCUCUGCACACGACAGCGAAGAUGAGUUGAUGCAAAAUAGUGAGAUAAGAGAUAUUAGGACCUGGGAUGAUGCCUUACGUAAAAGCACACAGGAGUACCAACAUGAGUCCUACAACAUCUUAACUUGCAACUGCCAUUCUUUUGUGGCCAAUUCUUUGAACAAGUUGAAGUUUCAGGGUGGCAAUUGGAAUGUAGUAAACUUGGCUCUUCUUAUUUUCAUCAAGGGACAGUAUGUUAGUACAUUAGCACUUCUUCGGACCUAUGUACCAUUUCUUGUUGUACUUGGCCUGGGGCUUGUCUUUGGAGGGGAGAUCUUUCUCGCUUAUUUGGCGAUCUUCAUUUUCGCUCUUGUCGGGUGGUUUCUUAUAGGUACUUACUGUUUUAGAAAAUUGAUCCAUGUGUAGCCUUUGUUGCGAGUUUCUUGACUGUUGUUAUACUGUUCAAUAGAUUAUUAUACAUUUGAGGUAUAAUGCUUAUACCUUGUAAAUUUACUCAACGAAGUGGAAGGUUUUUCCUUUUUUACGAUUCA